CGCGAAAGCAGAGGGCGGCGAUGGAGCAGGGAGGGUUGACGGAGGACGGGGCUCUUGUUGGAGCAGCGGCUACCCCGCAGGACCCUGAACAUGGAGUGGGAAGGACCGUACCGGCAGUGAAGGCGCUUUCAAUCGAAACUGAAAACCUGAUGUCAACCCCGAAGCAGUCGCAGCGCUCCCCCAUGACCGAGAGCAUGUCCCCACCUGCGCAGAUCAUGAGCUUCUCCACGCAUCAGUCCAAGGAAGGGAGCCAGCAGAGCCAAGGGCAGGACAGCUCGAAGCUGGAUGAGCUCUUAGCGAUCCAGAAGAAGCAGCAGGAGAACGUCGACGUGGUCUUGCGAAGGAUGCUGGAGCUGGAGCUGCACAUGAAUCAGAAUCACCUUGCCAUGCAGGAGAACCUCAAGAACCAAGGAAAGAUGCUUAACUCUCACACCGAUCAGAUUCAGCGCUUGUCGGCGGAGGUGCACAAGAAGUCCUGCUGUGUGAUCAGCUAAGACCUCCGACUCGGCGAUCGGACCGUGGCGUCUCCCAACUGAGGCGAGUCAGGCUGUAGUCCGCCCGGAUCAGCCUGACGGUGAGGGGAUUGCCAGGCCACUGCCGUUAAGUUCGUCUGCCGGCAGUGCCGCCCCGGCCCGCCGGGAACUUCAAGCGGCGCGGCCCAGCCUGACUCAGACCCGAGGCGAGCCUCGGAGAGUCCCGGCGCCCGCGCGAUCGGCGGCGGCAGUGAUCGAAGUUGUACGCCGGUGCCGGGAUAAAUGAACUUUGUUGUCGC
This is a messenger RNA of Guillardia theta CCMP2712, 772 nucleotides long. RefSeq lists its product as hypothetical. The transcript is spliced from 3 exons. Lineage: Eukaryota; Cryptophyceae; Pyrenomonadales; Geminigeraceae. The coding region runs from base 150 to 494 and encodes 114 amino acids. The record is from RefSeq and is a predicted model, not a curated record.